AUGACGCGCCCUCACAUUGUCCGCGCGGACACCAUCGACCUCCAAAGCGCCGACACCCCUUCCGCCGCCGAACACCACAAGCCCCUGCUCCAAGGCGGCCUUGCGCCGCACCAGCGCGCAGAGGUACACCAUGUCAUGGAGGAGCGGACGUCGGAAGAGCAUGCGCUGGCGGAUGCGUGGAGGAUGGCCGACGACCUCACCGAGGAGCCGGGCAUGAUUGAUGAGGCGCAACACCAGCACAACCUUGCCGGAGAGCCGCACAUCAAUGGCGUCCGACACGGCGAAGAGGAGGAAGGCGGUGGAUUAGAGGGAGACGCAGACGAUGACAUGCUCGACCGAGUGUCGAGUUCUCCGAGUAUAGACGAUGGUGGGUACCCGCUUCCCCGUUCUUCCCCUGUCCCGCGCGCGCGAGUGAUGAUCUGGCCGGAGCGAAAGUCCAGUCUGUCUCCUUCGCCGCGCAAACGCCCUACCCCUACUUCCCCUUCCCCGUCGGAUUUGACCAAAUCCGGCUCCUCUUCCCCAGCCUCCUCGCCAUAUCAGCAUACGCCGCAGCAUCUACCAUUGCACGCGCGUACGACUGGCCACCCAUCUUCUGCUCUGUCAAACGAAAUCAGCCCCGAUUUCAGUUGGCACGAAGACAGUGGGGAGGUGACGCCAAGCGAGAGGCGGGAAGAGGAUGCUUCCUUUGUGUCCGAACAUCAUCAGCAGUCGGGUAGGUAUGGGAGGACAGCGGAUUCGGAACGAUUGCCGCGCAUUCACCUGGACCUCUACACAGACGAAGGCUUCUACGACAACGAAGACGACGAGGAUGAACACGCCGAUAAUUCCGAGUCUUCUGCUCCGUCAUUCACGAGACUCGACGACCCGCCGUGCACAAAUUCACAUUUCAUUCACGACCGCGAUCUUGGCAUGAUUUUACUGGAAACCCCGCGCGGCAACGCAUUCUCUAACAACUCCUCCGACCAUCUGGCACUGGAUCUGCAACCAUCUCCCAGUCUCAACAGCAUGGCAAGCUGGGAUUUGCAAAGCGUCUUGCUUCCCGUCGAUGACCCUCUUCUGGACCGAGCCUCCUCUCCAAACGGCUCAUCCUCGUCAUGGGAGAGCAUCCCGAUUUCCGAAGAGCACCCUGCUGGCGAUAAGGAAGCCGGCAACGACGCUGAUGAUGCUGAUGACACUGAUGCCCUCUUCCUUGACUUAGACGAGCGUUUCAUUGACUCUGGUUGGGGUGGCGAAUGCUUACGAGAGACAGAAAACAUUGACUUCGAAUUCGUCUACGCCUUUCAUACUUUUGUUGCGACGGUGGAAGGACAAGCCAACGCCACCAAAGGCGACACCAUGGUAUUGCUGGACGACAGCAAUAGCUACUGGUGGCUUGUCCGAGUGGUCAAGGACGGGAGUAUUGGAUAUCUGCCCGCCGAACAUAUCGAGACACCGACCGAGCGAUUAGCGCGCCUGAACAAACAUCGGAACAUUGACCUGUCCGCGACGAUGCUUGGCGAUCAGUCAGAAAAGACGCGCAAUCCGUUGAAGAAGCUGAGAAGACGAAACAUGAAGACGGUGCAGUUCGCAGCUCCCACCUACGUGGAGGCUUCUGACUACGAGUACGACGACGAUGAAGAAGAGGAAGAGGGAGCGGGCGAGACUCUUGCGGAUGGAGCGGCGGUCGACAAAGCAGAGCAAAAUGGCGAGCGGGAUGCGGACGUUGCAGCAGGUGAGCAGAAUGCAGCGCAGGAGGAAGCGCCCCGAGCAUCCACGCCAACCCGAGGCUCUUUCGACCGUGAACAAGCCGCAACACUAUCCUCACCGCAAGACGAGCCACAAGUCAGCCCCAAGCUGGUCGACAAAACCGAAGCCGCGCCUUUGAAGUCACGGAAAACCCGAAAUACCGACUCGUUCCUCAAAGACGAUUCUAUGGAAACGCGGAAGAUCACAUUGACGCCCGGGAUAUUACGAGACGAGCAGGGCAAAGGCCUUUCUGCCGCGAGCUCGCGGAACGACAGUAUGGAGAGUUUGGUGAAGUCGAUCUCGCCGUCCGACUCGCUCGGCAAGAAGGACAGCAAGAAGGAGAAGGACAAGAAGAAGGAGGGCAAGUUUAGGGGCUUCUUCAAGAGUAAGAAGAAGGACAAGAAGGCUGGCUUGGAGGUCGAGGCCGCCGAGGAGAACCAUUCGGCGGAGUACUCGGGAGAAUCGGGGUUGACGAGCCCGGUCGAGACGCCGGCCCAGGAUCUAAUUGCAGCCGCCACAUCCCCCGUAGACACUCGAUCUCAAGCAGAUGUCACUUCGCGAUCACUCUCGCCUGUGACUGCUCCUGCUGCUGAAGAAGCAGACCAGCCGCCACCGGCAGAGGCGAAUGUUGCGGAGUUGGAGGGCUCCGGCGCUGCUACAGGGCUUGCGACUGUUGGCCUUGCCCCGCUCAACACCGCUCUGGCGACACAGGACAAGACGAAGGAGAGUGCGUUAUCUCCCAUCACCAAUAUCCUGAAGCGGGACGACAGCAAAUCCGCCAAGCCUGCAAAGGCAAAACGCUCCAAGGAACGCGUGAUGUUGGACGAUUUCGACUCGCCCGAGCACGAUGAUGGGCCGGACUACUUCGACGGCCCCGAGGCACGCCAUGUGGAAGACGACGAGGACGAAGAGGAUCGAUUGUCGGAAGACCCGAUAGAAAUCACCUCGAGCAGCCUACACGGUACUGAAUCGGUUCAUGUCCCCACACCUGGUACAUAUGAAGAGCGUGAAUUGGACGAAGACGACGAGGAUGAAGACGAAGGAGAGGUAGUAGAUGAGCCGGAGAGCAUGACCAGCUCGCCCAGCUUGAUCGAACACCCCGCCGAACCCCUCGAGACACCCAGCGAACCCACCACCCAAGACGACAGCGACUCUACUCCGCGCGGACCGCGCUCCCCGAAUCCGACCGCAGCAGCCGCUACUACCACUCCAUCCAUCCACAACCUCUCUACCACCGACAACAGCACUACACCCUGGUCGCGCAGCCCCGUCACCGACCGCGGCGCCUCCCCCGCCACCAGCAUCUCGCAGCAGUCGUGGAGCGACACCUCGCUCCGCAGCUGGCUCGAAGACGGCAGCGAAGUCAAGGACAUGCUCGUCCUCAUCCAUGAUAAGUCCGGCGUGGUGCCCGUCGGCGACGACCACCCGCUCAUGGCGGGCUUGUUCACGGAGCAAAAGAAGGGCGUGCAGGACAUGAUGACGCAGCUGGACGGGCUGCUGGGGAGCUAUCUGCAGCGCAAGGGCAUUGACUUUGGCUGA
Molecule: messenger RNA, 3264 nt
Organism: Neohortaea acidophila
Lineage: Eukaryota; Fungi; Ascomycota; Dothideomycetes; Mycosphaerellales; Teratosphaeriaceae
Exons: 3
Coding region: 1-3264 (1087 amino acids)
Biological process (GO): establishment or maintenance of actin cytoskeleton polarity
Cellular component (GO): cell tip; microtubule cytoskeleton
Molecular function (GO): protein binding
Source: RefSeq, a predicted model, not a curated record